Molecule: messenger RNA, 2823 nt
Organism: Caretta caretta (loggerhead turtle)
Lineage: Eukaryota; Metazoa; Chordata; Testudines; Cheloniidae
Product: late histone H2A.1-like
Cellular component (GO): nucleosome
Molecular function (GO): protein heterodimerization activity; DNA binding; structural constituent of chromatin
Source: RefSeq, a predicted model, not a curated record
AUGUCUGGACGCGGCAAGAGGAAGGCAAAGCCCUGGUCUUCAAGAUCCCAGUCAAAGAGGGCUGGCUUGCAAUUCCCCGUGAGCCGUGUCCAUCGGUACCUGAAGAAGGGGCACUAUGCCGUGAGAAUAAGCCCCAGUGCUGCAGUCUACCUGGCCUCUGUGCUACAGUACCUGAGUGCCGAAGUGCUGGAAGCAGCAGGGUACGUGACCCAGGCAAAGGGCUACCACCGCAUCAUGCCAAGGCACAUCCUGCUGGGCAUUAAGUGUGACGACGAACUGCAUAAACUCUUCAACCAGGUGACUAUUCCACAAGGAGGUGUCCCGCCCAGAAUUGAGAAGCCGCUUCUGAUCAAGAAACCCAACAAAAAGUCUGCAAGUAGAAAGAGAGCUUCCCCCUGCUAGCUCCCCUCCAGCUGCAGCUGAGCCUUGCAAUGAGGGGUGAGGUCUGGCUCACCGAGACUGGGUUCUCUGCUACAGGCUUCACUUGGUGCACUUGGUUUGUGUAUUGCUGCUAAAGAAUAUUUAUUCAGACUGGUGAUUUGUAUACGCUUUUUGGUGUAUGAAAUACAGGUUUAUUAGACUAUCUGGCUCUUGUGAUUCCUAUUUAUGCAGUAGAUUGUAAUAAGGAAUCCAGCUCUGGUUUGUAUGAUUUAGAGAAAAAUGGUCUUCUGCACUGGUCUAGUGUCUUAGCCACAGGAGAUGUGGUUUUAGUCCUGAUUCUGAUACAGGCAGAGCAGUCCCUUGGGUACUGCAAAUUGGGGUGACUGCUCUGGGCCCCCUGUUUUGGGGGGGGCCCCAUGGGCCACCAGUGUGAUUGGUCCCAGAAGUGACAAAUUAUCAUUUCUGCCCUGGAUCCCACACCUCCCUAGGUAUGGCCUGGAUACUGGCUUCAUUGUGUUAUCUUGAACGAGUCAUUUAGGCCCAGAUCCUCAAAGGCAUUUAGGCGCCUCCCUCCCUUGAGGAUCUGGGCCUUAGUUCCUCCCCCAUAAAGUAGGGAUAAUUCUUCUUUUUUUUUGUCUACUUAGAUAAGUGCCUUGUACAAUGGGGCCCUAAUCUCAAUUGCUCCCAUAAUACAACCACUAAUAGGAUUUGGAGGAAGGGAGGCCCUUGCAGAAAACUGGUAUUUCCACAAUCCUACAGCAGGGGAGCAGUGAGAAGGGCAGUCCUGAUGCAAGGCAGGCAGAGAACAGAAAUGCCUUAUGUGAGAGGCGUCAUGGUGGUCUUACCCCCGCAACUAAUGACAUCAAUGUGCUACCCCAAACCUAGGGGAGAAUGUUCAACUGGCCCAGAACUAGGCACAACUCCUAUGUCCCCAGUGUCGAGACUGAACCAUGUGGUUACUGCCUUAGGGGAGUCUGGUGUGAGACUAGGUUGUCUCCUCACUGCCUUGUCCUAAGCAUGUACAGAGGGUGUAUUAUCACUACCUGUUCAGUCUGCUGUAUUCAAGUAUCAUGACUACCUCCAAACUGGACUGGAUCUGACCUUACCCAAGUACUGAAAUAUCUGUGUGCUCCUCUUUCCAGCUGGACCUAGUGUAGCCAUUUAUUUAUUCAUUAUUCCCCCACUCUUCCCUUCUCCUUCAAUUUCUUCAUUUCAUGCUCACUUCUGCUCUGGCCCCAGACUCUGACCUCCUUCCACAGUGCUCUCUGCUUUAUUUCAACACUCUUUCCCUGCCCUCCUGCUCCUCCUCCUUCUCUCCCCCUUCCACCUAGUGCUGAUCUGAAAGAAAUCGAGGACGGUUCUUUUCUUCCUGUCACAUACACAGUGAUUCCAAUAGGUUGGACAGGAAGGGGACUCUACCUGAAUCAGGAAAGGAGGUGAACCUGGCUCCCCCAAGCCAGGGAGAGGACAAGGAACUCUUCCUCAGUUCUCCCCCCUUACUUUAACAAGUGCGUGUACACUUAAAAUCUGCCUCUUCCUUCCCAGUCAUCACUUCUUCCUUACAUUUUACUACCCCUUUGAUCUGUGCAUGGAGAAGGCUCCCUCUUUUCUCUCCUGUAGACCACUAAGACCCUAAUGUGCAAGGCUGCCACCCUCAGUCACCAAGGGCUGGUCUAGUGUCUGGCUGGCAGCCAGUCUUCCAAAUAAAUAUCAUCCCAUGGAGAUACUAUAUGUUGAAGAAUGAAUAGCAAUGAAGCAAACCAACUGGAUUUAUUCUUUUACAAAUCUAGGUAGGUCUUGAUAAGCUGACUUGGGCCAUUGCCUUAGGUCAAGUGUAGUAUGAAUUUAUUCCACUCCUUGCUGGGAGGAGGGAUACCUCUAUUCUGACUCAGAGGUGGAGAUCCAGAUAGGAGGUGUUCCUUGUAUGGAGGCAUGUCCUAAUGCUGAGGCAUUUAAGUUAAAGCUUAUGGGAAAUAAUGGAGGGAUGAGGCAAUCUACUAGUCUGACAAAAUUUCUAGGCUGCACUGUAGAAACCUCCUUCGUGAGUGUCUCUUAAACAAAAAGUAUACCUGCGACUAGAGUCUCGAGAAGGGCACAACCUUUGGCUAGGCACUAUUAAUUUUGCUGAUGUGAUGCAAAGGGGGAUGGUGCUGUAACUUGUAUGUAUGACAACAAUGCCUUUACAGUAUUGGCAACCCCAAGCAUGCAAAAAUCAUGCUUUAGGGUCCCCCCGCCCCUGCCCAAAGUCAUGCAUGCCUUUUUAAAAAAUAAAAGAAAUCAUGAAACUGUUUUGCUUGCUUGCUUUGUUCUUCUGGUUUUUAGCCUUUAGGGGGCACUUGAGUAACCUCUUCAAUCUUUUCUAUCUAACUGAGAGGGCUAGAAACCACUUGGUAAGGGAACUCCCAUCUUUUCAUGUGCUGUGUAUUUAUUCCCGCCUACUGU